Messenger RNA from Vitis vinifera (wine grape), 4235 nucleotides. Its product is annotated as KH domain-containing protein At4g18375. NCBI's taxonomy places the organism in Eukaryota, Viridiplantae, Streptophyta, Magnoliopsida, Vitales, Vitaceae. The transcript is spliced from 7 exons. Gene Ontology annotation, cellular component: nucleus; cytoplasm. Bases 157 to 1803 code for a protein of 548 amino acids. Gene Ontology annotation, molecular function: mRNA binding. The record is from RefSeq and is a predicted model, not a curated record. Gene Ontology annotation, biological process: regulation of gene expression.
CGAGUGGAUAGCAGAGAACCACAGCCCAAAAAUAAAUAAAAAUAAAAACAAAACGAGUGCAGUCAAAACCCUAGAAAACCGAUUUUCCCCCAAAUCUCACCCCCUGUGGUUCCAUCUCCAUCCCCAACCUCAAGAUAGCAAGUCAUUUUUUUCACGAUGGCUGGUCAGAGGAAUAGUUAUGGAAAGCGAGCCCAUUCCCAAUCUGAUUAUGGUGAUAAUGGAGGAAACAAGAGGAGAAAUCCUGGUGAUGAUAGGGACCCAUUUACCAUUGAACCAGAGGAUACUGUAUAUCGGUAUUUAUGCCCUGGAAGAAAGAUUGGAAGUAUAAUUGGGCGGGGAGGGGAGAUUGUCAAGCAACUGAGGGUAGAUACUAAAUCUAAGAUUAGGAUUGGUGAGACAGUGCCAGGAUGUGAGGAGCGUGUGGUCACUAUCUACAGCUCCAGUGACGAGACCAAUGCCUUUGAUGAUUCAGAUACUUUUGUUUCUCCAGCUCAGGAUGCUCUCUUUAGGGUGCAUGACAGAGUUGUUUCAGAGGAGGUGCAUGGCGAGGAUUCUGAAGAAGCAAGCCAAGUUACUGUUCGGCUUCUUGUGCCAUCUGAUCAGAUAGGAUGUGUUAUUGGGAAAGGUGGACAGAUAAUUCAGAGUAUACGCAGUGAAAGUGGUGCACAAGUUCGCAUUCUAAAGGAUGAUCACUUACCUUCUUGUGCAUUGAGUUCCGAUGAGCUUGUUCAGAUUUCCGGAGAACCCUCCCUUGUUAGGAAGGCUCUUUAUCAAAUUGCAUCUCGUCUUCAUGACAAUCCAUCCCGGUCCCAACACUUGCUUGCUUCUGCUGUGCCCACUGGAUACUCAUCUGGUGGUUCACUCAUGGGUCCAACUUCUGGUGCUCCAAUCAUGGGUCUAGCUCCAUUGGUUGGUACUUAUGGAGGGUACAGAGGUGACAGUGGAGACUGGUCACGCUCCCUUUACUCAGCCCCACGAGAUGAGGCAUCUUCAAAGGAAUUUUCUCUUCGUUUGGUUUGUCCUAUUGGAAACAUUGGUGGUGUGAUUGGGAAGGGCGGUGUCAUCAUAAAUCAGAUCAGGCAGGAGUCUGGGGCAGCUAUAAAAGUCGAUAGUACUUCAGCUGCUGAAGCAGAUGAUUGCUUAAUAGCUAUUUCAGCAAAAGAGUUCUUUGAAGACACAUUCUCCCCAACUAUUGAAGCAGCAGUGCGCCUGCAACCCCGAUGCAGUGAGAAAGUUGAAAGAGAUUCAGGCAUUGUUUCAUUCACUACCCGCCUACUUGUGCCAACCUCACGGAUUGGCUGCCUUAUUGGUAAAGGAGGAGCUAUCAUUACUGAGAUGAGGAAACUCACAAAAGCUAACAUUCGCAUACUCUCUAAAGAAAAUCUUCCUAAAGUUGCAUCUGAAGAUGAUGAAAUGGUUCAGAUUGCUGGAGACCUUGAUGUUGCUAAGGAUGCUCUUAUACAAGUAACAACACGAUUGAGAGCAAACCUGUUUGAUAGGGAGGGUGCAGUGUCUGCAUUUGUGCCAGUUCUUCCAUACCUCCCCAUGGCAGCAGAUGGUUCAGAUGGUUUAAAAUAUGAUGGCAGAGAUAAUAAAAGACAUGGACGUGGACCUUCUUAUUCUGGUGGAUAUGGUGGCUCAAGUGAUUUGGCUGCAGCUGAUGCCUAUGGAGGUUAUGGCUCACAGAUUGGUGGUAGUGGUAGUGGUUAUGGAGCUUAUGGUGGCUACUCUUCAGGACGCGGUGGUGGUUCUGGGGUAUCUGGUCAGAACCCUGCUUCUCGGCGGAAAAGCUAUGGAUACUAGAGUUUGACAUGGGAACUGCAGGUAAACUGUUGUUUUUCUCAAUCUUUUUUCUCAUCAACUAAAUUAACUGGAAAUUCCUUGAAACGUGGUAGACACAUUUUAGCAUAUGAAAGUUUGCUAACAUAGCCUAUCCAAUCUCCCUGUAUAUAGAAUUCUGAUGUUCUUGUUUUCCCUUUUGUUGCCUUUCCCUUCCCAUUAAAACAGCUGAGAUCUAUGAAGCCUGAAGCCAGCCUACUGCCUCUUUUGAUGAAGCCUACUGCCUAAACCGGAAGACCAGAUGAACCAGAGUCUGACAAACUCCUGGCCCACCUUGAUGCUUUUGUUUAGGAGGACCAACUUUAUCUGAAGAACUUAUUUACUACUGAGAUUUUCCAUGUCCAUGAAACCAAAUUUGCCAAGCUUUAUAGCUUGUGCUCCCAUGAACCUAUAUAGACACCUUGAUGCUUUUAUGGAGCUUAUCUUUUAUUUUUGGCUCAAACUUCCAUGUGACUACAAUACCAUGUUAGUUCCUUCUCUUGCAAGUUGUAUCAGCAUUGGUUUACUCUUAAGUCUAGACUGUUCCCAGCUUGUCAUUUUAAGUUGUAUGUUUGCCUUAUUUUGGAAUAUUUAAUGGCUUAGGCUGAAAUAUAGCAACAGUUUCAUAUUGCAGAUAGGGAUAUUAUUAUUAUUAAGCCUGUCUAUGUGGUGUGGCUUAUUUCCGGGUAUGAUUUGCCUGUUUGGCUUCUUUUUCCUGAAAUCUUAAUCUGCCUGUGGAUGGUGCUAUAUCUUUGAACUUCAGUUAUGCAUUAUGAGUAGACGUAUUCCAUGCUUCCAAGAGAUACUGCUGUUGGCAGUUUUAAUGACUUGCAAAUGCUAUCAGAUAAAAUUGGAUACUGUUAGUGUUUCUCUUUUCAAUUAAAAUCACUUCAGAAAUGUUAUUUGUUGAAAGUUAGAUACUUAUGGGAUGGAACUAAAGGAGGGUUAUAAAGACAAAUUUCUCAAAACAGCAUGGUGCCGGCAGUUUUCUGCUUGUUCAGGUUAGUUUUUGAGGCCGUCAUCUGAGUGAAAUACUUGUAAUUAUAAAGCAAAAUUUCCUUUGAAGGAUUCAAUUGAAAGGUAUGUUGUGGACCAUUCUGAUGCAUGCUUGAAGCUUUAUCAGUGUUGGAGGCUGAUCUGGAUUGGGAUAGCUAUAUCUUGGGACUCCAUCAGUAAGUAAUAGGUUUUUCUGUAUAUUUAUGAUCUGCUUAAAUUGUCAUUACAGUAUGUGUCUUUUGAUUAUAUUGUGCAAUUAAUUUGGCAGGUCCAAUGAAUAAUGUUCUGCUUGGCAUAUAGAGCAGGUAACACUUCGUUAAGCACAUCAUGACCAGGCCAGUCAUUUUUGAGGCUACAAAUGAAUGCAUUGACCAAUUGGUCUCCUGUACUCGCUUUCUCUUCCUCUAUCUGGUGACUGUGAAUGAAUGUCAUUGUUACUGAUUUGCCUCCACACCCUUCGGUCUUUUUGUUAGUGUUGAUGCCGCCUUUUCUUUCUUUGGCUUGUUACCCUUCCCCUCCCUCCCUCCCUCCCUCCCUCCCUCUCUCUCUCUUGCUGUAUGUGUUUCUUUGUUAGUGUCAGUGCCUUGUUUUCAGUUUUCCUAUUCUUUGGCUCUCUCUCUCCCUCUCUCCCCCUUACCCGCUCUUUUUCCUGGUCUUUUGUUUGUGUGAAUGCCUUGUUUUCCUUUCUUGGUUUGCUCUUCCUUCUUUUCCUUUUUUGUUUGUCAGUGCCUUCUCUCUCCCUUAUCUCCCCACCCCUUCUCCCCAACUUCCUCCCCCUCGCUUUGUUUCUGAUUGUGUUCCUUGCUGAACUGUGAGUUAUUCCUUCUAGUGGCUUGUUUGGGCUGCUUGAUUGUAUAAGCAGAUGCCUCUCACCAAAUUGUAAAAUUUCCAAAGAUCGGGCCCUCUGGUGGUAGCAUGUGGAUUCGCCUCUUUCUAUUUGUUUGCUUUUGUUACCCUUUUUGUUUGUUUCUCUUGUGCAAAGUCACCAGGCUGCUGAUACAUCGAACUGGACGCGGACUCUGAUUAACUGAAGAUCGACUCAAGAAACAGUUAAAUGAUCUAUACUAACUGGAUGGUGAUCGAUCUGAAUCACCAUGAUAACAAUUUUUUGCUCUCAGAUGCAGCACAUUAUAGACGAUGGGUAGUUGAUGGGUCUGUCCUGGAUGUGGAUUCUAUACUCUACCCCUGUUUUCUUGGUUAAUCAUGGUUGCUGCAGAUAUCAUAUCACAAUCUAAACUGCAGUAUUUGACCUGAUUCUGGGUUCAUUUUGAAGUUCUCUCCAUCCCUGCUUAAGGAGAGGGGGGAGAUGAUCAUAAAAAUAUUAGUUUUUGUUCGAAGUGGAUUAUGAAACUGGUAAACUUUGAAUUUGUAUUGAAUGAAUGUAUGGAGAUUGGAGCUUCCAAUCUUUAGAAGUGGUUCUA